AGCCACACGGUUCGACGUCGCCGCCGAAUGCGCUCUCUUCUUGGUGUGAAUCCAACCAUCACAACACAGUCUGUGCGCUUAGUGUUUAGUCAGAAGGAAAAAAAAGUAGCUUUUCCUUUGGAAACGGAGGGGGAGUGGAAAACAGCGCCCAGCAUCCUAGCAGAAACAGUGGAAGUGAAUUGGAGCGUCCACUCCGGUUGUGGUGUAGAUAAUUACGAUUGGAAAACUGGUGCUUGUGCGUUUCCGAAACUGUAUUGUUUCGAGAGUUGGGAUCGCAAUGGACGCGGUUGAAGAGUGGUGAAGGAUCUUCUCGAAAGGAAAAUGAAGAUGAUCCGAGAGAAGUGGAUUUCUGUGACGAAGAUGUCCGGAAGCUGUGAAAAUCAGUGAAAUCGCUCAAUCAAGCAAAAAGUAUUACGGUUAGUGAAAACGAAAUUGCUCAAAUGCGAAAACCCAAUCCUCCGAGGUUGCCAAUUCAAGAAGAGUUGUGAACUGUGAUUGAAUUAGUGAAAAUUUUCCCGAUCCCGUUUUGUAAUAAAUGAAAAGGCACUGAAUGUGAAAAACCACCUGAAAAAGCGAAGAAUGUGGGCCGUCUGAAAAGGAUUUCCUCUCGUUGUCACUACCGACGGAUCGGGAUGGUGUGCCAGCUGCCGACGGGAACUUAGGAUUACCUACCUGUCUGAAUCGCCAAGGAAACGGGGCGCUCUGUUGCGCGGCUGCUUUUGAAUCACCGCCCACCGACGGCAGAAAUAAAACCAACCUCAUCUCAAUACGCGCCUAUCGUCCGCCUCAAAAAAAGAGAAAGAACAAACAACCAAGCUGAACCUCGGAUUUCGUCGCUAUUGUCGUCGACUUCGUCAUCGCGGCGCGCUGCGGCUGGCUGUAGUGUUUGGAUGGCCAUUGGAAAUGGCUCAAAAAAUCAAACUCAAAACCAAAUAACUCACCGGCAAGUCACCAUGUAGGAAAGCCCGCCAGGCGGAACGGAACGGGACGAAAACUGUAAAAAUGUGAGAAAAGGCGCACCGAAUCGCUCCUCUGUCCGUCGGAUGUUGGGGGUUGGCAGAACGCAGGACGUCGAGCAAACCGAGAACACGAACGAAACGAUCGAACGAACGACAUAAGAGCCGCGGGCGGAACUAUGAAUGUAAAUUAAAUAAUUAAAAAUAAUACCCAACUGCGCGAGUGAGAAUAGGCAAACCAUAGGGAGGGCCGAAGCCAUGUUAGCCGUGGGACAAGAUUUGUGUGAUCGGAGCACAUUACUGAAAAAGAAAAAAAAAACAACAACAAAAGGAAAUCAAAUCCAAACGGGCAAGUGAUUUGUGAACGUUGUCUUGGAAGCAUUCCUCAAGGUGAGGUGAAAAGUGUGGUGUGCCAAACGUUGGUGGAAGCAUUGAAACCCCAACAGUUCAAUCUAAAUAACCUAAACAUUGUACUUGAUUAGUGGAAAAAAAAUCUCUAUGAAGGUUGUGCUCUAUAUUUUACUCCGUUCUAAUCUUUCCUCUCAACUACGUUGUAAUAAGCUCAGAUAGAUAAGUGUAAAUAGAAGACACGAUUCUCUACACGUUGUACACAUACAUAAAAAAUAUAUGUGGUAGUUACUCUAAGUACUAGAAAAAGUGAAAAGAAAUGUUAAAUAGUUGUUACUCGGUAGCUCUCUUUCUAAUGUAAUUAUAUAGAACAAAGGAAGUAUUUUCUAUCGCAACAAUUUUAACUUGCUGUGAAACGUGUACUAUUCUAGAGGCAAAUAUCUCGAACGGUUGUGAACUCUGUGCAGCAAACCCCACUUGAAAGUUGUGUAAAGUUUCAAGAUUGACGAAGCAGAUUCUGACGAAGAACCAUCAACAAAGCCGGCAGUACAUACACUCGUAAACGAGUACCGUCCUUAGAAGCGUAGGAAAAUUUUAACCAAAAAUUCAAGAUCAAAAACUGCAAAGCAGCGGGGGCGGUCGCAAAAAAUAAAGCAGAAAAGUCUCGAGGAGUCCGAAAAAUGUGCCAAAUUCAUGUCGCUUCCGCAGUACCCGCCGCAUUCUUCGUAUUGAACCGAACGCAAAGCAGCCCAUGUCUGAUGCUGGGGCUAAUGUAGACUGUCGUGGCCGGCCUACUGGGACAACAAACAUGAGUGAUGCUCUCAUCGAUCCAAGCUAGCUGGUGGCGUCGCACAGUGUGUAUCAAACGGUGAAAAACUUACGAGCGAGAAAGAACGGUGCGGUGGAAAGCUGUCGAAGAGGGAAACAAAGGUGAUGGAGCAUCCACCGUCGCGGCCGUCGUUUGCGUUGUUGUUGUUGGUGGUGCCAAAAGAAAUAUGACCCAAUCGAAACAAGAGUGUAGUGUUAUCUCAAGGAAGUCAUCCCGUAGGGUAGGUUUUGAUUAAUCUUAUUAAUAAACGAGACAACGGCAAAACUUAUUGAAUUACUUCAUCCUAUGCCGGGCUCCCCAGUGCGAAUAAACAGUGCGGGUGGAAAUUGUUAAUAAACAAUUUUCCGAACAAAUAGGAAGUGAACGGGAGCAGAGUGGAUGCUCUUUGGCCAAAUCCGAUAUCCGAAAGAUCGAUAAAGGCGCAGGACGCUUCUUCCGGUGCGAAUAGAGUUACGAUGUAAUUAGUUUGGAGCCAAUUUGGAAGAAAAGAAAAAACGUCGGGUGACUAGUUAACGGUGUUGGAUUGUGUACUUAAUUGUGUGUUUGGUGAAUCGAAAAAGCCAAGUGUUGUGAGUUGUAGUAGAAAAUACUGUGGAAGAAACACUGUGCAAAUUGGCCUAAAAAUCGCUUGGUCGUUGAAAAAAUCGUUGGCAGGACGUUCGAUGCGCGUUGAAUAACCGGUUUAGAACUGACAACCAGGUACUCCAUUGGAAAAAACGCUGCUCAAAUUCACACAACUUAUACGGAGGAUUAUGAUAGAACAAUCGCGCCUAGCCCACUGCUGACAACGAAGACCCUCUGCCUCACCAAGCCGGCCACCAUUCUACCGUUCCACCUUGGAUCACCCGUCGGCAUUGUCCGCCCUGCUACCAAUCAGGACCAACGCUGCCGCCUCCUUCGCAAUAGGACAUCGAAAUGGCUGCUGUAAAUUCGGUUCAAAACGGGCUCCGGCUACCCUUGGCUGGGUUAGCACCGCCCCGAGUACUGAUGUGCAGCGCCUCGAUGGGCGCCGAGGGUUCCGUCACGCUGCAGCUUCGUGAAGCCGUCCAGGCGCCGGAUGCCGGAACAUCGCUGGAGCACGGUGGCCUCACGAUCGGCUACCCGGACCCGGAGAUGCUGGCCGAUAUGUUGGGCUCGUUCCAGAGUGCCUCGGCGGGAGCUGCCGGGCUCAGCUCGGAGCAGCUAUCGUCGUCGUCGUCGUCCUCCUCCUCGACGGGCAGCGGCGCAGCGAAUGCGUCGGCGUUUGAUCUCAUUCAGGACAACAGCAGUAGCAACUGUAGCAUCAGCCGGCAGUCCGGGCUGGAACCGGUAGUCGAGCAGAACUGCAUUGCCAGCGCGCUGCUGGCCAAGGCGUCACCCACCGGAAGCUGCAGCAGAAGUAGCAGCAGUAGUAGUAGUAGCAGUCUUAGCAGCAGCAGUAGCAAUGGCAAUGCGGGAAGCAGUAGUGGCUUGACGCUCAGCGGGAUCAAAAGUGAUAUUGUUUCCAAAUCGGAAAAACUGAACAGCUGCAUCCCGACGACGGUCUCGCUGGUAACGGGAUCCACCUCGCCGAGCAGUAGUAACGGCAGCAGCAGCAGCAGUAGUAGUAGCAGCAUCUCCAGCGCCAUCAGUAGCAACAGUAGUAGUAAUAGUUCCCCCAAAUCCACCGCAGCCAGUGCAGCAGUGGCAGCGGCGGUCAACAGUGCCAACAACCAUACCAGCAACAGUACAACCAACGGCCCCGUGGGUCACAGCACCCGAAGUGAUAGCACCAGCAGUUGCAGCAGUAGCAGUAGUAGUAGUGGCAGCGGAAACAGCAGCAGCUGCAGCGGUAGCGGGUCGAACGUCGCCUCCACCACCAUCAUCAACGGACUACCCACCACGGUGGUGAAAAAGCCAAGGCCCAAAACCGCCUCGCCGACACGGCACGGUCCCCAACAGUGCCAGGUUUGCAGCAAAGUGUUCGGAAAUGCCUCUGCCCUGGCGAAGCACAAGCUGACCCACAGCGACGAACGGAAAUAUGUCUGCGGAAUGUGCUCGAAGGCUUUCAAAAGACAGGACCACCUAAACGGCCACAUGCUGACGCAUCGAAACAAGAAACCGUACGAGUGCAAGGCGGACGGCUGCGGCAAGUCCUACUGCGACGCCCGGUCGCUGCGGAGGCACACCGAGAACCACCACAGCGUUGGCGGCACCACGAUGGGGCUGUCCGGUUCGACGACGCCAACGUCCAGCCCCGGCCCGGUGCUAACGGUGACGACGGCGGCGACCAUGACGGCAUCGCCGACGUCCUCCCCGUCCGGGGCGCUGUCGGCCAUCUCCAGCUGCAGCCAGAACGGCGGAAGCACAACCGGGCCGCUCAGCGGGCUCAGCCUCUCGCCGGCCACCGCCAGCGGUGACGCCAGCUCCCCGCACGGAGCCACCUGCAGCAUCCACUUCACCUCAUCCGGCAGCAGUUUGACCCCCACCUCCAGCAAUCAUCUGGGUCUCUCGGCCAAUGGAACAAGCACCAGCCACAGCAGCAGCGGCAACAGCAACAGUACAACUAGCUCUAGCCAUUCCACCAGCAACAGUGGGGCAGGUAGCAUCUCGGUCACAUUCAACGGCGGGCUCGGCAGCGGCGGUAGCAGCAGUGGCAGCGAAUCCGGUAGCAGUUCCAAGUCCCCCUCGCCUAGUUCACCGGCUGGAAACGGAAACGAAGGCCUAACGCGGCAGCAGCUGGAUCUGAUCACGCAGAUUAUGCAGCAAACCAAACAGGCUAAUGCGGCUGCGGCAGCCGCUGCCGCUGCUGGCCAGAAAGUUCCCCCACGGCCGCGCACCUGGAACAUGCAGCUUCAACUCAGCCAGACAAAGGUAACGAGCUCCAUCAUGAACGGAUCGGCAUCGCCCAUGGAAGUGCGCAACUGUGGAAGUGCGUCAAACCAACAAGCAACCAUAGUGCAGUCUGCUGAUGGGAACGGCAAUACCCAAAGCUCCGGAGCCCAGUCGCCCAACUCUGCCCAAGUGCUGGCCAAAACGGACCAGAAACCAGUCGAGUGCAACCUGUGCCAUCGCAAAUUCAAAAACAUCCCGGCCCUAAAUGGGCAUAUGCGCCUCCACGGGGGCUACUUUAAGAAAGACUCCGAAACGAAGAAAUGUGAUAAGAAGGAACACACUGGCCCCCCUCUACAGACGGCCAGCGUUGGCGUGCGAGCUUUGAUCGAGGAAAAGAUCAUCAACAAGCGCAGUAAGGAUUUGAAGAAUCUGUUGUUGAAGGGUUCUUUUGUGGUGCCGGCACCUCCUCUGACUGCCCGACGACUUCUGGAAGCGAGCGAAGCUCUCCUUUCUCCGAAGCCCGGCACGGUAGCCAUCGUGUCCACCCAGAACGGGGCAACGCAGAUCAUCAACCCGAAAGCAACCAUCAUGACAACCAGCGGUUCAUCCACCUUAAACUGUACUACCACUGAGGUCAAGGAUGCUACGCUGAUCGAACUGCUGAAGCGUGGUACGAAGGUGGCUGUGAAACGUACCUGUUCCGAUCCUGGUCAAUUAGCCAUCACAACGGCGUCGCAACAACAACUCACGACGACAACCCGAACCGUAGUGUUACCUGCAAGCUUGAACAGCGCACCGUCCACACCAGGCGUAACGCCAUCUCUAGCGCUGUCCAUUGCCGGUGGUACGACGGCUGAUCACUCACCAAUUGUCGGAACAGCCUCCGGAGCUGGGUCCGACGCUUCUCCCCUCUCACUCACAAUAUCACAAGCGCCUUCCGGCAGUGCGGACGUGUUCACUCUAGCCUACUCUACCGAUGCCACUGGCGCUGCCGCCUUCUUUAGUGAUAACGACGUGUAUAGUGUUAGCGAUACGACCAUGCUUUUGCAGGCCGUCGACUCUAUUCAACUGCUUCAGGAUUCCUCCUCCACCGAGCAGCUGAACGAAAUAGCUUCCCUUUCCGACUACACCAGCAUCAGCGAUCAGAACUUUACCCCUUCGAGGCAACUGCAAGCGGUUCUCGAUUCGCCCUUGCCCGAAAGUCUAGCCGAGUUUAGCGCUCUUCAUUCCAAAGAUUUUAUUCUCUAUGAUGGGAAUAACUCCAACGCAGCCGUGAUCAAUUGUGAUGCCCCCAACAGUCAAAGAUCCAAUUCCCCACUUCCAUCCCCACUGGCCUAUCCAACGCCUCCAGCUUCGCACGAACCUGUGGCCCAGGCAUCUCCUUUCCUCGAUGACUCACGCCACUUCUCCGAAACAAGUUCCUUUUUCGAUGACAAACGCUCCACUUCCGCUACGAACUUCCUCGACGAUGGAUUCUUCAAGUCUGAUGCCAAAGACGUCAAACUGAGUGAUGAAAAGAUCCUGGCCCUUAAGAAUGAACUGCUCGACGAAAAUCACGAUCUUUUCCGCACUAACAAGAACAUUUUGGACGAUCACUGUCACGAGUUAUUCAAAAGCGAAGAUAGCUUUUUCAUUGAGGAAUCCUCAGCCAUCAAACAGUCAGAUUCCUCUUCGCCAUCGGUGUCCAACGUCGAAGAUGCGGACUCCGCUUCCAAAAUCAACCUUGACUUCCUGGACGAAGCUCAGGCUUUCAUCAAUGAAAACAGAAACACAUCUUCCCCUCUAUCGAAUGCAUUUUUCUCCGGUACGAUGUCCAGUGCCGAAGAAGUCAAAGAAGCGCUGGAAGAGGUUCUCCCUGCCGAUGAAGAUGUAGUCAUCGCGGAGGCUGACAUCGAUCUCUACUACCUUAACGGCCUCUCGUCGCUUCAAUCGCAAAUGAUGCCCAACUCAGACGAUCCACUGCUGUCUUCCUCUCCGAAGGAUUUUGCCCAUCGGCAGCACCAAAAGUUCCUUUACGAGCAACAACAGAUGCAUCAAUCAGCACAACAGCAGAAUUCAGGUAGCACCUUCUCACCACCGAGUGCAAAGAAGCUGAAAAUCGAUGAUGACGUAUCGCAAACAGCGCCAAUAUCCAUGCUAGCUAGCGAACCAAACAAAAUUCCACUUACUGUACAAACCGAACAAAUACAAAAAGACAGCCACCAACCAGGUGAUUCCGUAUUUCUCAGUCCUAGCAGCAUCUCUUCAACCAGCAGCACAGGUAGCAUAAAUAGCUCACCAAAACUUCAGCAUGCUCUCUUGCGGAAACGAUCCUCAACGAUACUGCCGCCCGUUACCAUUCGUAAGACUCCGAUCUAUCACUCCAAGCUACGAAAGUCCACCGCCUCAGCCUUUCCCGUGACACACUACACUCCGCAGCCGAUUCUGAACCCGGUGCGCACCGCCUCAGGUCUGUACUCCACAAUUGCAUCCACCCUGGUCAAUCAAACUAGCUCCGCUUCGGAUUCUACUGUGGACGACACAUCAGACAUAUUUAGUGAGCCUCCGCUUCCGAUUCGUCCACGCAUCAACCUUGGAAACGAUUAUCAGGCCACCAUCCCUGAGUGCUCCCGACCCAGCUAUCACCAUCUCAACCAACACCCGGAUAUCCAAUACUGGGAUCCAUUGGUAUGUCAAAACGAUCAGCAAAUCGCCCGGUUUGUCGAACUUGCGCGGUCUUCCGCAGUUCCACUGGGGUGUCACUCGGAGGAAAACGCUCUCAAAUCGCUCAUGGAAGCCCAGGGAGAAGUCCACAUCGCCGUACUGAACCUCCUACAGAUCCCACCCGCUGGUAUUCAUCGACGUUGGACACCCGGAGAAAUGGAGCAAUUCAUCAGAGGAUUGGAACUUUACGGAAAAGAUUUCUGUCGAAUAGCGGGAGAGUUGCUACCAGGCAAAACGACGGCCGACUGUAUUCAGCUUUACUACUUCUGGAAGAAGCUAUGCGUAGACUACAAAACCACCCACCUACUACAGCACGGCGACAACUCGAUGAAGUUUAUCAACGUGAACGCCUAUCCCACUGACGAUCUUCUGUUGGACCACAUCGGCUACACCACCAACUCGAUCAAAACAGUUCACGGCCCACAGCCCUCUGCUUCGACAUCGGUGUCGACCGGUAGCGACGUGCGGCCGCACGUCUGCGAAGUUCCCGACUGUUCAGCGAGCUUUUCCUCCAAGGCCGCUCUGCACGGUCACAUCCGAAUCCAUUGUAUCGGGCGAUCGGCGGCACACUUGAACGGCGCCUUGCAAAAUGGUAAUUUCUUGAGUACUACUGCCGCUGGUAACCCUAUUAACCCUAACCACAUACCGACAAAGGAUGAUUAUCCCUGCAAGGUGUGCGGCAAGGUAUUUAAUAAGGUAAAAAGCCGUAGCGCCCACAUGAAGUCGCAUCGACCACAAGAUGCCAGUGACCAGUUGCAACACCAACUGCAGCUUCAUCAGCAACAGCUGCAACAACAACAGCAGCAGCAACAGCAACAACAACAACAACAACAUACGUCCUCAACGUAAACGGAGGUUAAGUUGACAGGCUUCGCUACUCCAGCAGCCUGUCAGCCGAGGUGAAACCAAAUCCAAGCGAUAAAAAGACAUUUUUCGGAGACAAUCUUCAAUCAGUAUGUUUACAAGUGAAUUACAAACCGAAAGCCACCUCGAAAUUAGUAAUUGUAAAACAAAACAAAAAAAAAACAAACACACCUGAGCAAAUCACUGAAACGGAGGUUGUAAAAUAUAAACAAAUGCAAAUAAAUACGUCAAAGAACCCACAGAAAAGUUAGAGAAAACAUUGAAACUAAUUACAUUAAAAGAAAAAAACGGUGAGGGCGACCAUGUUGCCCCCCUGCAAAUUGUCAAAUUAUCAUCAGCAUAGAAUAUAUAUACAAACUCAUUUUGACAGACGCAACACAUUCACUUACACGCAUACAUUGAAGUACGAACUUCCAGUUUAAAAUUAUACAUAAAGUAUCUAUUUGACCGUGUAAGGACUCUCCAUAUAGACAUACGUUUAGAAUUAAGAAGAGAAAACUGUUUUGUAAACUUUUUGUUGUUGAUCUUUCUACACUUUAAAAUAAAGAGAAAAGAAACAUAAAUAUAGUACAUAAUUCAACGUGUAAAUAUAAGAAUUGUUAUUGCAGAAAAAAAAAGAUGGACAAAGAAUUACUCGUAAUCUUUUAAAUGGAACUAUUUCUUAGUAACGUAAGAGGGUGCAAAAUCAAAACAAAACAACAGAAAACCGAGGGCGUGGCCUUUUUCGUAGUGUAAACAAGAGUCGUUUUAAACAGAAUAGGUCCGAUGAUCCGGCCCCCACCCUCCCUUCCUGUAUUCAAACUGUUUCUCUUACUCGCGCACAUACACACAGUCAUAUGCAGUCAUUCACCCACUUUUUGACAGUAGAUUGUUACUAUCGCAACUUUCACCAACCGAAACGAAACAAUUACGACAAACCCAGAACAGCAACUCUAGAUGACUUUUAAUCUUUCCAGUAUUAUAGAAGAAAAUUGUCAAACAAACACAACUGUCAUAUGAAACCGUUUCGACGGAGUAGGCAAUCGUUCCUUCCUAUGAAAGUCUCUCUUUCUCUCUUACACUCUAUUUAGAAUAGAAAGACAAAUUUAAUCCAUACUCUCAGAAAGUAAAAAUAGAUGAAAAGGGAGAAAGAAAGUAAAAAAACAUGGUUGUACCUAGUAAAUAAGUGUUGAUCGAUGUCCCUAAUUCUAAUGAAUAUUAUUAUUACAGUAUAAGAAGCAUUCACUCCAUGAACAGAAAAUGGAACGAGUAUGAAAAUCAUGCAAAAAGUGGAAAAGAACGAGCAAAUGAGGCUAAAUGAUGCCGGUGUAAAUUGGUGUUCAUUAUAUGUUUAUUGACGCUCUAUGCCAGCAGUUCAGUUAUUUCACGAUUUUAAGUAACAGUCAAUCAUCUAACAUACUUGUCCACGAUGGCUUAAGCGUAUGUGAAUCAAUCAGCUCAAAAUGGCGCCCAACUUACUUGAUGGCAAUAACUCGCUCACACAACACAAAAUCACGGAUACUUGCAGGAAAAAUGUAGUAACUGACUACCAAGUAUCUUCUAUUAUGUUUGUAUGGAACUUUGACUAAUCUACCGAACGAACAAGCAAACACAAAAAAAAAUCGAAAAAACAGAUUUUCAAAGGUGUGAUCAUAUUAGCUUUUCUAUUGAUUGUGAUAUUAGUUUCUCGAAAUCGAUGAGUGAAAUUACAAAACGGCCAAUCGGAAGAUUGUCAACCGAAUGAAGCAGAAUUAGCGAUGCAUUCUAUUGUCCUAAAUAUUAUUGUAGAAUGGAAAACCAAACUCAAAUGCUCAAAUUAGUCUAUUUUGAAACACUGUACUUUUUCUAUCUUGAUAUGGAUUACGCCUUUUUGUCUCUUAUCUGUAACUAUUCAGUCCAUUGGUACACUGAAUCCAAACAUCAUCCUAAGAUCCUAAGGUUGUUAUUUAAAUAUGUUGUUGCAUUGGAGAAAUUUUUGAAAUGAUAAGCAAAGAUAAUUUGUUCCAGGUAGUGCGACGACAGGAAGAUGUUAGGAUACUGCGUAUUCGGAAUAGCGAAGCCAAAAUCGAAUGGAAGAUUAGGGCGAUCAGACCGAAAACGAACGAAAACAAGUUUGACUAGGUUAGUCUGUCAAAUGAUCUUGACAAGAGAUAGAGAAGUCACUUGACAGGGCAAAUCGAUUCGCGCUCAAUCCACCAUCAUACUCUGUGUUGUGAUUCGUAUCUAAUAAGUAUCUAUUCAGGAAAUUCAAACCUAAAAAUCGAAGCAAAUCAAAAACAGCGCACGGGGCGAACUGCGGGCAAAUCAAUCAAAACAGAAGCUGUGCUAAGCGAAGAUGUGAAACGAUUGUUUGAAGAAGUAUGAAGGUUGGUUACUCUCGAAAAAAAAAACAAGCUGACUUAGGAAGCUAUAUGCUUUUUGAUUCAAGUUGAAGUUAAAAAUGCCUCUCGGGAUCCAAAACUACAUGCACUUGUGUCAAGAGCAUCCUAUUCAAAAUGGAAGCCAAAGCAACAGUGCUUUGAAUAAUAAAAAUGACAGUUCUAGUUGGUUUCCGUUUUAAAUGGGGUGUCCUUGAAAACACGAGUGAAUUUAGUUUUGGUUUCCGAGAGGCUAACGAGGUAACGUUCAAUUCCUACUCCCAGAUUGAACACCAAAAUCAGCAGGGAUUCCAAAAGAAACUGUUUGCAUUUUUCGGGAGAAGGAUUUCGAAUUGAAAUUCUAUAAAAAUUCUAAUAAAUAGAAUUUAAAUAAACCAUUGGAUCCUAAUUGCAAAAAAAAAACCUUAACACUACUUGACGGUUCCGGACAGCCUGCCGGACCAUUGUACAAUUUCUCCGGCGAGACAGUUGCUGUUUUAGUUGCCGCCAAAUAUAUAUACCCAACAACUGACUCUUCUAGCGUUAUUUCAGCGCUGCAGAAUGAGCCGCUCAAACUCCCCUGGAUCUAGAACGUCCUCGCUAAUAAACGCCGGCAUACGAAUUUUACCUUGAUCCCACCGCGGAUUAACGGGGAACGGUAGUCGGCUAUCAGAACCGGUGCUGCCUGUCCUCCUGGCCGAUACGAAGGACUGAAUUCGGAAUCAAGUCAUUCAGGAGUGAAACAAUAACUGGAGAGCAUCAAACUCUCCCAAGUUGCGGAAUGUUAAGAGGUCCGCUUCCUGGAUCAACCCACCCAAACUGAAGAACCAACAGCCAAUCCACCCUAAUU
Molecule: messenger RNA, 11679 nt
Organism: Armigeres subalbatus
Lineage: Eukaryota; Metazoa; Arthropoda; Insecta; Diptera; Culicidae
Product: mucin-4
Exons: 13
Coding region: 3049-8478 (1809 amino acids)
Biological process (GO): negative regulation of DNA-templated transcription; regulation of transcription by RNA polymerase II
Cellular component (GO): histone deacetylase complex; transcription regulator complex
Molecular function (GO): transcription corepressor activity
Source: RefSeq, a predicted model, not a curated record